GCCUAACUAGAGCUGUCAAUUCGCGUUUAGAUAAUACUUACGCGGAACAUGUACUUAUGUUACGUCUGCUAGUUAGUAACAACCUGUGUUGCACCGAAUACGCCGGGCAAAGAAGAAGAGUGACAUGAUAAAUUCUUUAUUGAUUUUCCGUGGCGAGAAUUCGAAGAGGGAAGCUCGAUAUUCAAAUGAGUGUGUGAUACGAAAGAGAAACAGUCUUCUUAGGAAAUAUGGAUCGCUUCCAAACGGACUGUAGAUAUGAUUGUUACAAGCUAUGUAGAAAACUUUUGCUACUCAGUGGUCUGUGGCCUUAUGACAAGUUCAGAAACAGGCUGCUUCAUAUGGGUGUUAUCAUUGUAUAUGAUAUUUCUAUUAUGUUUGUACAGAUAGCAAACUAUUUCGUCUGCGACACAAUACAGUGCGUUUUUAAAACUUUACCUAUGAAUAUGAUGGCGGUAAUGGUGUUGGUGAAAAUAUUCACGUACCAUUUUAAUAGGCAGAAGAUUAAAGGCCUCUUAGAACACUUACACUCAGACUGGAAUGUACUGCAUUGUGAAGAAGAAUUUGUUAUCAUGAAGAAAUACGCUGAAACUGGUAGAUUCUACUCGUUUUUCUAUGCCACAAGCAUAUAUUCGAUUACCUUUUUUAUAUUCGGAUGCACGGUUCUCGUGUCACGUUUCAUGGACAUUGUGUCUCCUUUGAAUGAAAGUCGUCCUAUAAUAUUGCCGUGUCCAGCAAACUACUUCGUCGACGAGGAAGAAUAUUUUUAUUAUAUUUGUGUCCAUCUAUUAAUCGGUGCUUUUGUAUGUAUUACCGGAUUGGUCGCACACGACUGCAAUUUCUUCACUUUCGUCGAGCACGUUUGCGGUCUCUUCGAAAUUGUGGGCUUCAGAUUUGAACAUUUGUUAUAUGAACGAAAUAUUAAGGAAAAAAGCUUGAUUGAGUUUUCGGAUAACAUUUAUGUCAAGAACAUCGAGUUUUCCAUUGAAGCUCACCGGCGGGCCCUCCAUUUCGUUGCCCUGCUCGAAAACACUUUCUGCUUAUCCUUCGCAGUACAACUCUUGAUAGUUACGACCGGCAUGAGCAUAACUUUAUUAUAUAUCUCUUCAGAAUUGCAGGGUGACAUGAUAGAAGUGGUGAGAUUCGUUCCUUUUGUAAUUGGUCAAUUGGGCCAUUUACUUAUUUACAGUUACGAGGGGCAAAAGAUAAUAAAUCAUAGUCUUGAAUUGUGCCAGAAAAUUUAUAAUGGUUUGUGGUACAACAUACCAGUGAAAUCGCAACGGCUGUUGUUGUUCGCGAUGAGGAAGAACGUAGAGCCUAGUUUUGUGUCCGCUGGGAAAAUUUACAUAUUUUGCUUGGAAAGUUUUACUUCGGUAAAGUGUUGCAAUGCUCGCUCUCGUACUUUACGGUAUUGUCAACUUUCAACGAGCCAUAAUAAUGGAGCAGAUGAUUCUAGUGACUCGUCUAGUGAAACAACUUUUCAACAUAUCGCAGAAGUGACGUUACGAGCAAUGUGAGAUAACUGUAUCUCUCCAAUAUACUUGAUAUGUUUUCUUGAGCAACUUGCGGCCAAACAUCAAUAAAUACGUAUUUUAUUAUCGAUAUCAGAAUACAACCGAGUACAUUUUCCCAUCUCACACACGUGUUACAUGUCGCGGACGCUCCUCAUAUCCGUUUUUUGUUUCUGCGAAGAAUGCAGCUUUCGCAUCUAUUCACGAGGGUUUCGAACAUUGGUAAAUGCAAGUACAUAAUAAUCGGAUGUCUACAGUCUGAUUGAUACCUUCCGAUCCCAGGGAGAUGUCGUAUACGUAUAACUACUUAUACCACGUAGGGAUAUAAACACUGUGGUAUAAAAAUAUAUGCAGUUGUCAAUCAUUAGAUAAUAACUUAAGAUUGCAAUACGAUGGGUUUCCUACGAUGGGGAUAAUAUUUGCGCGUGCUACAC
This is a messenger RNA of Harpegnathos saltator (Jerdon's jumping ant), 1942 nucleotides long. Its product is annotated as odorant receptor 13a-like. The transcript is spliced from 9 exons. Gene Ontology annotation, cellular component: plasma membrane. The coding region runs from base 228 to 1514 and encodes 428 amino acids. The record is from RefSeq and is a predicted model, not a curated record. Gene Ontology annotation, molecular function: olfactory receptor activity; odorant binding. Gene Ontology annotation, biological process: sensory perception of smell; detection of chemical stimulus involved in sensory perception of smell. Lineage: Eukaryota; Metazoa; Arthropoda; Insecta; Hymenoptera; Formicidae.